This is a messenger RNA of Penicillium maclennaniae, 2220 nucleotides long. RefSeq names its product putative protein kinase Scy1. The coding region runs from base 1 to 2220 and encodes 739 amino acids. NCBI's taxonomy places the organism in Eukaryota, Fungi, Ascomycota, Eurotiomycetes, Eurotiales, Aspergillaceae. The record is from RefSeq and is a predicted model, not a curated record. Gene Ontology annotation, biological process: protein phosphorylation. The transcript is spliced from 2 exons. Gene Ontology annotation, molecular function: ATP binding; protein kinase activity.
AUGUUUGCUACUGAACCGCUCACGGCCUCGCUUUCUGGGCUUCUUCUGUUAGACAAGGGCGAUCAGGAACAUGCAGGUGCUAGUUCUCGGUCGAGUCGAUGUAUGGCCGAGCAGACCGAUAGAACACGGAGGAGACGAGACUUUGAGAUUGAUGAGCUAGAAAUUCAAAAGGGGCUGCUCCAGGUGGCCAAGGGCCUCGAAUUUCUCCACGAGUCCGCGGGACUUGUGCAUGGAAACCUGAACCCAGAGGCCAUCUAUAUAAAUGCCAAAUCUGACUGGAAAAUCUCUGGACUCGGGUUUGCAGGACCUCCUGAUUCCUCGGAAUCUCGUUCAUCAUUGCCACCACUGGCUGUCUCCCAGGUGCUCUACCAGGAUCCCAGACUCCCCGCCUCGGUUCAGCUAAACAUGGAUUACACCUCUCCGGAUUUCGCUCUGGACUCCAAUGUGUCACCCUCUGCUGAUCUUUUCUCUCUGGGUCUCAUCAUCAUUGCUCUCUAUAAUUCUCCCCAUGUCUCCCCUCUGCAGACCCACUCAAACUUGUCGACCUACAAGAAGCUCAUAAGUAGCCCAUCGACCACCCCUUCUCAGGACAAUAACUUCCUUUGCUCAAAUCCAAUUCCUCGAGAGGUUCUAUCUCACGUCUUGCCCAGAUUGAUCACAAGAAGACCUGCGCAGCGGAUGAAUGCUCGAGAAUUUCAACAGUCCCAGUAUUUUGAUAACGUGCUGGUCUCUACGAUUCGCUUCUUAGAAUCACUGCCAGCUAAGAAUCAUAAUGAGAAAUCUCAAUUCUUACGUGGCUUGCAGCGGGUUCUUCCCGAUUUCCCUGCAUCAGUGUUGGAAAGAAAACUACUGGUGGCUGUUCUGGAUGAAAUGAAAGACCGCGAGCUCCUGGCGCUUUUGCUGCAAAAUGUUUUUGGCAUCCUCCUGCGGAUCCCCAAUGGACGCCGCAUCUUCCCCGAGAAGAUCAUGCCUCGACUCAAAGAAGUUUUUGGAACAGCUGAUAUUUUACCUUUGAUCCGUCUUGGACUGGACUCCCCAACGCACUCCUUGGUAGACGCCGCCAUCAAGUGCCUCCCUGUGGUGCUUCCGGUUCUCGACUUUAGCACUGUGAAGAACGAAGUGUUCCCCCCCAUUGCUAGCACUUUCAGUCGCACCAGUAGCCUUGCCAUCAAAGUUCGCAGUCUCGAGGCUUUCAGCGUGCUGUGCGGUGGCUCUGCUGAUGACUUCGACGGGAUUGAAGAUGAUCUCGUUGGCGUAGUCAAGCCCAGCAAAACAGCCAAGCCUUCUAUUCUGGACAAGUAUAUCAUCCAGGAGAAACUUGUUCCAUCCUUAAAGGCGAUCAAAACAAAAGAGCCAUCAGUGAUGAUGGCUGCAUUGAAAGUCUUCCGCCAGGUUGGCAGGAUCGCUGACACUGAUUUCCUUGCCAUCGAGGUCUUGCCGAUCCUUUGGAGUUUCAGUCUCGGCCCACUUCUCAAUCUUAGCCAAUUCGACGAGUUCAUGGCAUUGAUUAAGUCUCUUUCUGCUAAGAUCGAAACAGAGCAGAAGAGAAAACUGCAAGAGCUUUCCUCUGGAGGAGAGUCAAGUGGUUUCCAGAAUGGUAGCAAUAGUCACUCCCAGUCGGCGAAAGCUAUCACCUCUCCCGAUAUGGACAGCGCUAGGAAUAAUUUCGAGCGUCUCGUCCUCGGGAAGAAUACGCCGCCUGCAAAUGGUAAUGACAUAGAUGUCUGGGGUAGCAUGGAACCCGAACCUGCCACCAAACGGCCGAGCAUGUCACCGGCCUUUUCAUGGUCGAACAACAGUCUAACACAAUCUCAAGGCGGGGCCUCAAACCAAUUUGGCUUCCGUUCUAUCACACCGGAUCAAAAGCUGAGCUCUUUCCCGUCCCUCCAGCCUGCACCACAAGCCGCUCCCACAGCCCCAUCGGUCCCUACGAUGCAACCAUCCUUGCCAACCUGGGGCGUCCAGCCCAAUGCCUCUUUGGGAUCGCUGACAGGUCUGGCAUCGAAGACACCAACGUCUCGGCCCCAGACUCAGCAAACAUCCAACUAUUCCGCAUUUUCGAUUGCCCCUCCACCAGGUGGGACGGGCUUGAGCAAUGCUAUGAGAUCUCCUUCCACGGGCAUGAAUUCGAAUUCAUCGCUAUUUCAAACACAGCCCCCGCCUCAGCCUCAACCACGAACGCAGAGAUCGGGAUUGGAUAAGUACGAGAGCUUGUUGUGA